Messenger RNA from Colletotrichum paranaense, 1080 nucleotides. Its product is annotated as glycosyl hydrolase family 18. Gene Ontology annotation, biological process: chitin catabolic process; carbohydrate metabolic process. NCBI's taxonomy places the organism in Eukaryota, Fungi, Ascomycota, Sordariomycetes, Glomerellales, Glomerellaceae. The transcript is spliced from 4 exons. The record is from RefSeq and is a predicted model, not a curated record. Bases 1 to 1080 code for a protein of 359 amino acids. Gene Ontology annotation, cellular component: extracellular region. Gene Ontology annotation, molecular function: chitin binding; chitinase activity.
AUGAGUUCUUCAUCGUCUUCGCGCAAGUCGCGCAGAACAACUAGCAUCUCCAAUGUCAUGUACACCAACGCGGUCUACUUCCCCAACGAACGGAUAUACCAAGGCGACACGCCGGGCGCCAUGAACUAUGGCUGCAUCAACCAUGUGUAUUACGCCUUUGCCAAUAUCUCGCCUGAUGGAGGUGUUUUCCUGAGCGACGAGUGGGCCGAUGCUCGCGCACCAGUCGAUGGCGUCCAGGGUGGCCUAGGGUCUCUCAUGCACCUCAAGCAGAAGCAUCCCCAUUUGCAAGUGAUUCUAUCCAUCGGGGGCGGCAAUUCCAGUGCCGUGUUCCCCGUGAUAGCUGCGAACACACUCUACAGAGACAACUUUGCCCGGUCUGCGAGAGGCCUGGUCGACGCGUCGGGCUUGGAUGGCAUUGAUAUUAUGUGGGAGUAUCCUUGUGAUUCUCAGCAGGGCCACCAUUUCCUGGCUCUGUUGGCGGCUGUUCGCCUUCAUAUGCCCGAAAGUCAUUAUCUCCUUACUGCUGCGUUACCUGCCAGCCGAGCGAUCUUGCAAUACAUCGAUCUGCAACGAACGGCCGACUACGUCGACUACCUCAACCUCAUGGCGUACGACUUCGCCGGCACGUGGACACACAGAAGCGGCCAUCACGCGCAAUUGUAUGCAAUGAGCAAGGACGAAACCUCGGGCGCAUCAACCGUGCAGUAUCUGGUCUCGCAAGGCUUUCCCUCGCAAAAGAUCCUCCUCGGCAUUCCCCUCUACGGUCGCAGCUUUCUUCAUGCCACUGGGCCGGGACAGAAGUUCAAGGGAAGUGGCGGGAGCAAUGGGACAUUCGAGUACAACCAACUUCCCCGUCGGGGGACGAAGGAAGUCAUUGACAAGAAGUCUAUCGGGGCCCAAUGCGUCGGAGCAGAUGGCGGCUUCGUCACUUAUGAUAACCCCGAUACGGUGAAGAUGAAGGCUGCAUUUUGCAAACAGAAGAGCCUAGGAGGACUAUUCUACUGGAGCGGACCAGCAGACGCAAAGGAGAGCUCACGGAGUCUCAUAGCCACCGGAUUCAGAGCUCUGCAUAGUUCCUGA